Messenger RNA from Pogoniulus pusillus (Red-fronted tinkerbird), 560 nucleotides. It is a transcript of the gene C15H12orf57, whose product is annotated as chromosome 15 C12orf57 homolog. The transcript has 3 exons. Bases 9 to 389 code for a protein of 126 amino acids. The record is from RefSeq and is a predicted model, not a curated record. NCBI's taxonomy places the organism in Eukaryota, Metazoa, Chordata, Aves, Piciformes, Lybiidae. Gene Ontology annotation, biological process: post-embryonic development.
CGGCUACCAUGGCGGCGUGCGCUCAAGCGGCGACCGCAGCCCUGAGUACUGAGCAGGCUAAGGCCGUGUUGGCGGAAGUGAUCAAGGCCUUUGGGUCGCCCGAGAAUGCGCAGCGCAUGGAUGAGGCUCGGGAUAACGCCUGCAACGAUAUGGGCAAGAUGCUGCAGUUCUUGCUGCCCGUGGCCACCCAGAUCCAGCAGGAUGUGAUCAAAGCCUAUGGCUUCAGCAACGACGGCGAGGGGGUGCUGAAGUUCGCCCGGCUGAUCAAAUCCUAUGAGUCGCAGGACCCGGAGAUUGCCAGCAUGUCGGGCAAGCUGAAGGCCCUGUUCCUGCCGCCCAUGACACUGCCCUCGCACGGGCCCGGCACAGGUGGAGUAGCCACCUCCUGAGCCCGUGGUGCUCGCCUGCCCCACCAGAUCAUGCAGUUCUGGCUGCUGCUGUUCUGCCAAGGUGUGGGCCUCGUCAGCCCCGGGAACUGGAGCCCUUCAGCAAGGGACUCGAACGCGAUGCUUUCCGCCUGCCUGUGUGUCUGCUUGUGAAUAAAGAACAUCUUGAAAGUG